UUCAUCACCUUGUAUUCUAUUCCUUUUUCAGAUUUCUUCUCACUCCCCUCUACACAGAUUGGCACACAAUCGUGUCUUAUGGACACCGAGGACACACAACAACUACAACAGCAACAGCAGCAACCACAGGUAGAUGUCAAUAUGGACGCUGCAAAUCUCACCAAUCAAACAAUCAACAAUGCGACAAGUAAUAUACACUUUAUCACACAACAACAACAACAACAGCACGCUGAGCAACAGCAACAACAGCAAGUAAUAAAUACUGCACAAUCACCUCCAGUAGUUGUAUAUCAGCAACAACAUAAUUAUCAAGGUCACUUGCAUCGCGCCAAUCGGGAUGUUAGUCGCUGCUUGUUGUCGCACAUGAUUUAACUUAAAACAGAAGCUAGAGAAAAAAGCAAAAACCAAAAAAAAAAA
Messenger RNA from Rhagoletis pomonella (apple maggot), 417 nucleotides. Its product is annotated as nuclear transcription factor Y subunit beta-like. The transcript has a single exon. NCBI's taxonomy places the organism in Eukaryota, Metazoa, Arthropoda, Insecta, Diptera, Tephritidae. The coding region runs from base 79 to 372 and encodes 97 amino acids. The record is from RefSeq and is a predicted model, not a curated record.